Messenger RNA from Exophiala spinifera, 1716 nucleotides. RefSeq names its product gamma-glutamyltransferase. Gene Ontology annotation, molecular function: glutathione gamma-glutamate hydrolase. NCBI's taxonomy places the organism in Eukaryota, Fungi, Ascomycota, Eurotiomycetes, Chaetothyriales, Herpotrichiellaceae. The transcript has 3 exons. The record is from RefSeq and is a predicted model, not a curated record. The coding region runs from base 1 to 1716 and encodes 571 amino acids. Gene Ontology annotation, cellular component: plasma membrane. Gene Ontology annotation, biological process: glutathione catabolic process.
AUGCUGUCUCUGCUACAGCUUGCUUGUGCCUUGGUCUUGCCACCAAUCUUCAACCAAGCCGCCGCAAACCCCUUCCCCAGGCUAGCACAGCAAUAUGCGCCCGACUCGUUGGGUGCAGUGGCCAGUGAAAGUAGUAUCUGCAGCAGUAUUGGUAUCGACCUCCUUCGACAGGGUGGAAAUGCUGCAGAUGCGCUCGUCGGGACAGUCUUCUGCAUAGGCGUUAUUGGCUGCUAUCAUAGUGGCAUUGGUGGCGGUGGCUUUAUGCUCGUUCGUGGAUCGAACGGAAGCUAUGAGUUUAUCGAUUUUAGAGAAACGGCUCCGGCUGCUGCUUUUGAGGAAAUGUACAACAACAAUACUAAUGCCAGCAUAUUUGGAGGCUUAGCAAGCGGAGUGCCGGGAGAGGUACGGGGACUGGCGCAUUUACACAACAACUAUGGCAAGCUUUCAUGGGAAACGGUGAUGGCUGGAGCUAUCAAGACUGCAAGAUAUGGGUGGCCAGUAACCGAAGAUCUCGUGCGAUACAUGAAGUCGGCCAACGCAUCUGCUCUCGUCCCGAAUUUCUUAGUCGACGACCCCAAUUGGGCCAUUGACUUCGCACCCAACGGCACUCUCCUCGGACUCGGUGACACCAUUACUCGGAAAAGAUAUGCCAAUACCUUGGAGACCAUCGCGAACAGCGGCCCAGAUGCUUUCUACACCGGGCCGAUUGCAGAAGCGACCAUUGCUGCAUUACAAGCCCAAAACGGAACCAUGACGGUCGAAGACUUACAGAAUUACACUGUCGCAAUCAGACCUCCGGCGAACAUCACAUACCGAGGCUAUCGUAUGUUCAGCGGUAGUGCUCCAAGUUCAGGAGAGGUCGCGCUCUCCGUCAUGAAGACGUUGGAAGGAUACACCGACUUUUACGCCAAUGGGGUGCUCAAUCUCAGCACCCACAGGAUGGAUGAAGCCAUCAGGUUUGGGUAUGGUGAGAGGACAAACCUAGGUGAUCCAUCGUUUGUGAAGAACAUCUCAGCGUAUCAGGCAGAGAUGCUAGACCCAAGAACUGCCUCCGACAUUCGGAGCCGGAUUUCGGACUCGCAUACUCUCAAUAUCUCGGCUUAUGACCCUUCAGGCAUCGAAUCUCUCGAGACUCCAGGAACAUCCCAUGUAGUCGCCGCGGACGCCUCUGGACUGGCCAUCUCCUUGACCACCACUGUCAACUUGCUAUUUGGAUCAAAUCUCAUGGUACCCGAGACGGGAGUCAUCAUGAACAAUGAGAUGAACGACUUUUCCAUCCCCGGCUCGUCAAACGCAUUCGGUUAUGUGCCUAGUCCGAGUAAUUAUAUCCGUCCGGGAAAGAGACCCCUGUCCUCGAUAUCGCCGACCAUCGUCGAGUUCCCCAACGGGACCCUCUAUUAUGUUAUUGGAGCGGCAGGGGGUUCCAGAAUCAUCACCGCUACUAUCCAGAAUCUGAUCCACGUACUUGACCAGGACAUGACGGUGCCCGAGGCUCUCGCUCAGCCUCGACUUCAUGAUCAAUUGAUCCCGAACCAAGUCAUCUUCGAGUACGCAUACAAUAAUGAGACCGUUGACUUUAUGAGAGCGCGAGGGCACAAUUGCACCUGGGUCGCACCUGGCCUCUCUACCGCCCAAGGCCUCCGGCGGUUAGGCAACGGCACAUUUGAAGCUGCUGGAGAGCCACGCCAAAUCAAUAGCGGAGGAUACGCCAUAUGA